Messenger RNA from Closterium sp. Naga37s-1, 918 nucleotides. NCBI's taxonomy places the organism in Eukaryota, Viridiplantae, Streptophyta, Zygnematophyceae, Desmidiales, Closteriaceae. The record is from the annotation of a GenBank genome assembly.
AUGGGUCCACCGCCCGUCGCCUUCCCGUCGCCUCCGUGCCCCCUCCCCGUCGCCUUCCCGUCGCCUCCCCGUCCCCUCCCCAUCGCAUCCCCUCCCCGUCGCCUUCCCGUCGCCUCCCCGUCCCCUCCCCAUCGCAUCCCCUCCCCGUCGCCUCCCCAUCACGUCCCCUCCCCGUCACCUUCACGUCGCCUCCUCGUCCCCUCCCCGUCGCCUCCCCAUCGCGUCCCCUCCCCGUCACCUUCACGUCGCCUCCUCGUCCCCUCCCCGUUGCCUUCCUGUCGCCUCUGUGUCGUGUCCCCUCCCCUUCGCCUCCCCAUCGCCUCCCCUCUCCGUCAAAUCCUCAUCCCCUCCUCAUCGCCUUCCCGUCGCCUCCACAUCGCGUCCCCUCUUCGUUGCCUCCCCUUCGCGCCCCCUCCCUAUCACCUUCCCGUCGCCUCCCCGUCGCGUACCCUCCCCGUCUCCUCUCCGUCGCCUCCCCGUCGCGUCCCAUCCGCGUCGCCUCCCCAUCGCCUCCCCAUUGCCUCCCCUUCGCAUCCCCUCGCCGUGGCAUCCCUGUCGCGUCCCCUCCGCGUCACCUCCCCGUCGCCUCCCCGUCGCGUCCCCUCCCCAUCGCUUUCCCGUCGCCUCCCCUUCCCCUCCUCGUCGCCUUCCCGUUGCCUCCCCGCCACCUCUCGUCGCCUUCCCAUCGCGUCCCCCUUCCCGUCGCUUCCCGUCACCCCUCCAUCCCCUCCCGUCGCCUUCUUGUCGCCACAUCGUCGCCUCCCCUUCCCCUCCUCGCCGCCUUCCCAUUGCAUCCCCGCCACCUCCCCGUCGCCUACCUUUCCCAUCCUCGUCCCCUCCUCGUCGCGUUCCCGUCCCAUACCCGCCACCCACCUACUACCCGUCGCCCCGCUUGCUACCCGCGCCCCCCCUGGCUAG